AUGACCGAGCCGAUAUGGGUCGGAAUGCGGCUUCGGCCCCUCGUCAAUCAUGAGAUCGGUCAAGAGAAAUGCCUGACGAUCGAGGGCAACCAGGUCUCCAUUGUCGAGGAUGUCAUUGACACGGAUCGGAAGGCAGCAGUCCCAAAUGACUUUGACCGGAAGUCGACCUUCGCCUUCGAUGUCGCCAUGGACAGCACGGACGAGAGCAGCCCCUCCUUCGUCUCGCAGGAAAGGUGCUAUGAGAUCAUGGGCCGGCGAAUGGUGGAUCACAUGCUGCAGGGCUUCAACACCUGCCUCUUCUGCUACGGCCAGACGGGGACUGGAAAGACCACCACGAUCAUGGGCAAGGCGCAGCCGAAGUCAGAGCGCGGCCUUCUCAUGCGACUCGUCGACGAUGUGUUCGAAGAGGUGGACAAGGAGCAGUCGAACUCCGGGUCCCAGGUGCACGUUGUCAUGCAGAUGCUGGAAGUCUACAACGAGAAGCCGAAGCCCCAGACCCAUCAGACUGGCUUGAACUAG
Messenger RNA from Symbiodinium sp. CCMP2592, 519 nucleotides. NCBI's taxonomy places the organism in Eukaryota, Dinophyceae, Suessiales, Symbiodiniaceae. The record is from the annotation of a GenBank genome assembly.